This is a messenger RNA of Cuscuta europaea, 1412 nucleotides long. NCBI's taxonomy places the organism in Eukaryota, Viridiplantae, Streptophyta, Magnoliopsida, Solanales, Convolvulaceae. The record is from the annotation of a GenBank genome assembly.
AUUCGACAAUUGACCCUAUACAGUUCAGAAAAAUAUCUCUCCCUUUAAACUUCUACAGGAUGGCUAAGCCCGCAUCGGAAUCCCGCAACAACAGAGCUGCCGUUCAGGCCACAAACGACGAUGCGUCCGCCAGCAAACUGUCAUGCGUGAAUAAAGGAUACAUAAAAGAUGAUUAUGUCCACUUAUUUGUUAGAAGGCCAGUCAGGCGAUCUCCAAUAAUUAAUCGUGGUUAUUUUGCACGAUGGGCUGUACUUCGGAAGCUUCUGUAUCAGUUUCUUGAUUGUGAGCCAAAUCUGGGUGACAAAGGGAGAUGUAAGAAACAAAUUGUGUCUCUGGGAGCUGGAUUUGACACAAUGUAUUUUCAACUAAAGGAUGAAGGGAAAGCACCAUAUAUGUAUGUUGAACUAGAUUUCGUAGAGGUGACUAGCAAAAAGGCGUCUCUUAUUGAAAACUGCAGGCAGUUGAAGGAAAAAGUUGGUGAAACAGCAUCCAUUUCUUCAGAGAGGGGGGAAGUUCUUGGUGAUCAUUACAAAUUGCUUCCUGUUGAUCUGUGUGAUCUCGAUAAACUAAAUGGUAUUGUUGCUAUGGCAAAUCUAGACCCAAGUUUGCCAACAUUCAUAAUUGCAGAAUGUGUUCUAAUAUACAUAGAUCCAGAUUCCAGCCGUGCUAUUGUCAGUUGGGCAUCAAAAACUUUCUCUACAGCAGUUUUUUUUUUAUACGAGCAGAUUCACCCAAAUGAUGCUUUUGGGAAGCAAAUGAUCCGAAAUUUAGAGUGUCGAGGUUGUGCAUUAUUAGGAAUUUACGCUACACCCACUCUGGAAGCAAAAGAAAAGCUUUUCCUGAACCAAGGAUGGCAGAUAGCAGUGGCUUGGGAUAUGCUGCGAGUUUAUAUUGAUUUUGUUGAAUCUCAAGAAAGACGCAGGAUUGAACGAUUGGAAUUAUUUGAUGAGUUUGAAGAAUGGCACCUGAUGCAGGAGCACUACUGUGUCGCGUAUGCCAUCAAUGAUUUGCUGGGAAUGUUCAAGGACUUUGGCUUCCCUAAUGUCCAACCUCAGAUAGGCGCUUCAACUGCUACAUCCUUUUGAAGAAUGCAAUGGUUACCAGCUUUCAAAGCAUUUUUACCCAUCUCUGAUGUUUAUCAAAAAGCACUUGCAAAUUGCAAUGUCAGAUGCCCAAAGCUACAAUGGUUUCAAAACCAAGUUCCAUAGCUCUACUUAUCAAUUCUCACAUGUAGAUAUAUCCCCUUUUUCUUUCAUUGUUUGAGUUAAGGGGGGAAGAACUAAAAAGGAUUUUACUCUUACGCUACACAGGUGUAAUGAUAAAUUUUUAAACGCAUUCUUUAUUGACUUGUGCGGAAAGAUCCAAUCUUUCGUUGUUGCAAGCUAUUUAGCAAUUAAUAGAGCAUCGGUGGG